Messenger RNA from Pristis pectinata (smalltooth sawfish), 3410 nucleotides. RefSeq names its product zinc finger and BTB domain containing 17 (gene zbtb17). The record is from RefSeq and is a predicted model, not a curated record. Gene Ontology annotation, molecular function: DNA-binding transcription factor activity; protein binding; RNA polymerase II cis-regulatory region sequence-specific DNA binding. The coding region runs from base 124 to 2571 and encodes 815 amino acids. Gene Ontology annotation, biological process: regulation of transcription by RNA polymerase II. NCBI's taxonomy places the organism in Eukaryota, Metazoa, Chordata, Chondrichthyes, Rhinopristiformes, Pristidae. The transcript has 15 exons.
GCGGCAGGGCCCAGCUAGCCCGAAGCAGCAGCACGGCGAGCGCCACCGACCUCGAUAGCAGGCCCAAAAGAGGGCGGGGAAACCGAGCCGCGACCCAGCAACGGCCCGUGGGGAAAGAAAGGGAUGGAUUUUCCACAACAUAGUCACCAAGUUCUGGAGCAGCUGAAUCAACAGAGGCACCUUGGACUGCUCUGUGACUGCACCUUUGUCGUGGAUGGCAUCGACUUCAAGGCCCAUAAGGCAGUGCUGGCUGCGUGCAGUGAAUACUUCAGGACCUUGUUCCUGGAUCAGAAGGAUGUGGUGCACCUGGACAUUAGUAAUGCAGCAGGUCUCGGCCAGGUGUUGGAAUUCAUGUACACAGCCAAGCUCAACCUGACAGCGGCGAAUGUUUUUGACGUGCAGGCAGUGGCUGGCUUCCUUCAGAUGCAUGACAUUGUGAGCACAUGUACAACUUUCAUUGAAGGCAAAUCCUGCACACCUUCACUAGCUGUCACCAAAGAGGAGUCUUCUCCUUCAGCUCAUGAUGUGGAGCCACAGAGCAGUGAUGAGAAACAGGAAAAAGAACUGAUUGUAGCUUCUCCUGGAAAAGAGAAGAAGGACCCAGCUGUUGAAGUGAGGGGAGAAGGAGCAGCGGAGUCAGAAGAUGACGACACAGCAGUGGAGUUUGAAGAUGAUGAAGAUGAAGACUACAAGCCUGGAGACAUGGUGAAAGAUGCUGUGUCCAAGAUAUAUGGGAAACGUCGGCACUUUUCUGCCAGGAAAAGCACUUCAAAUGACACCAAAGACUGCAGCGCUGCAGAGAGUCCCAAGGAAGAGAUGGCAAAUGAUGAACUCAAGGAGACACACACGGUGGUGCAUGAUAACACUGACAUACAGGAGAAUGGGGAUGAGCUGGCACACAGUCAUGGAGACAGUCAGGCACAGUCUGAGUACAGUGAGAAGCUGGAUGGUGCCUCAGAGUCAGAUGUAACGUUGGAGGAUCAGGACAGCGCUCAUGAUACCAGACGUCGCCGCUUUGGGCCCUACAUUGACCGCACCGAAUCGCGUCCUUAUGGGUCAAUAACGCACAAGUGCAAGGAUUGCGGAAAGGAGUUUACACACACUGGAAACUACAAGAGGCACGUCCGCAUCCACACAGGAGAGAAGCCCUUCUCCUGCAGAGAAUGCAACAAGGCGUUCUCCGACCCUGCUGCCUGUAAAGCACACGAGAAAACCCACAGUCCAGUCAAGCCUCACUCCUGUGAGGAGUGUGGGAAGAGCUACCGGCUGAUAAGCUUGCUGAACUUGCAUAAGAAGAGACACACGGGUGAGGCCAAGUACACAUGUGAUGACUGCAGGAAGACCUUCACCACCUCUGGCAACCUGAAACGCCACCAGCUGGUGCACAGUGGCGAGAAACCCUACCAGUGCGACUACUGCGAGAGGUCGUUCUCUGAUCCCACGGCCAAAAUGCGGCAUCUGGAGAUGCACGAUGCUGACAAGGUUCACAAGUGUCCCCACUGUGAGAAGCGAUUUAAUCAGCUGGGGAACUUGAAAGCCCACCUGAAGAUUCACAUUGUAGAUGGACCCCUGAAGUGCAGGGAAUGUGGGAAGCAGUUCACCACAUCAGGGAACCUUAAACGCCACCUGCGGAUCCACAGCGGAGAGAAGCCGUACGUCUGCCCGCACUGCCAACGAGCGUUUUCUGAUCCCGGAGCAUUGCAGCGCCACGUACGCAUUCACACAGGUGAGAAGCCUUGUAUUUGCAUCAUCUGUGGGAAGAGCUUCACACAGGCGAGCUCUCUGAUCGCUCACAUCCGACAGCACACCGGGGAGAAGCCAUACGUCUGUGACCGCUGCGGGAAAAGAUUUACACAGUCCAGUCAGUUGGCCAAUCACAUACGGCACCAUGACAAUAUUCGGCCGCACCAGUGCCACAUCUGCAACAAGGCGUUUGUCAAUGCCGGUGACCUUGCCAAACACGUCAUCAUCCACACAGGUGAGAAACCCUAUCUCUGUGACACGUGUGGACGAGGUUUCAAUCGCGUUGACAAUCUCCGCUCACAUGUUAAAACCGUGCAUCAGGGAAAGACUGGACUGAAAAAACUCAAAAGUAAAGACGAGGAAGAAGAUGAAGACAGGAACGUUGUCACUGUUACAACGGAUACCAUGGUUACCUUGGCAACUGAGGCACUGGCUGCUACUGCUGUGACCCAGCUAACAGUGGUCCCAGUGGCAACAGCGGUAACUGCAGAUGAAACUGAGGUCCUGAAGGCGGAGAUUACAAAAGCAGUGGAACAGGUUCAGGAAGCCGAUCCCAAUGCUCACAUUCUGUAUGCCUGUGAUUCCUGUGGGGAGAAGUUCCUGGAUGCCAACAGCCUGGCCCAGCACGUACGCAUUCACACAGCCCAGGCCCUGGUCAUGUUCCAGGCUGACACAGACUUCUACCAACAGUACAGCAAUGGCAGCUGGCAAACCGAGCACGUCAUCCAACCAGGAGAGCUGCUUUUCCGAACACGGGAUGGGACAGAACUCCCAACCACUGUUGCUGAACAGACUCAAGUAUUGAGCUGCCAGAAUCCCUCACAGUGAGGGAUGACCAGACACACUGUGCAAGUCAUCACAUAGCAGAAAUACUCUAUUCCAUCAACCAUCCUGAAUACUGCAAUUCAAACACAACCUGCUCAUUAAGGAAUAGGAAGCUGCAAGACCAACUCCAUGACUACAAUGUAACAUGUUAUCGACUGUAUACGUGCUCUACAAUCAAACCACAUCGUAAAACUAGAUCCAACGUGAACAGCAACACCGAUAGUUCACAGCCAGAGGACAAUGAGAAAAUGCAGUCAGGAUGAUUUGAAGAUUGCUGCACGACUAUCAGGGAUUGACCUGUUACAAUGGUCUCUGAUCUGUUUUCUCCUUAUUGAAUGCACUAAGUCCAGCACUAUUAGGGCUGGAGGAGGGGAAGGGGUGGAAACGAGCUUUCAGAAUCUCAUGGGACUGAACCCUUAACUGUCUGAAUGAGAAGCCAACAUUAUGCACUCCACAGGAUCAUUCUGAUGUAUUAUUGUUAGUACUUAGGAGUGAUUAAGCUAUUAUAUCUCCUCUGAGUGAGGGCCAGUUACCAUCAGACUGGCAGUCAAAUCUUUGCUGCACAGUUUGUGCACUGGCUGGCUCAGACAGAGGAGCUGUCUAGGCAAGACAGACAAGACCUUGUAUGUAUGUCUGACAAGACAUUGUCCCAUGCUGUGCCCACCAUGCAGUCCAGUGAUAAAGAACACAUGUUGGGCACCAAGCUUCAGUUCCCAGUUGCUAAAGAGCUCAAUGGCAGAAAGAUCCUCCUAAGGCACUUCAUUGGUCUGAAUUCAGCAGGAAUUAUUUAUGUAAGGCAGAUGCUAGCCACAGGUAAUAAAGUGGAAGCUGCUUAUAUAGUG